Molecule: messenger RNA, 3185 nt
Organism: Hyla sarda
Lineage: Eukaryota; Metazoa; Chordata; Amphibia; Anura; Hylidae
Product: solute carrier family 12 member 3-like
Exons: 26
Coding region: 1-3174 (1057 amino acids)
Biological process (GO): sodium ion homeostasis; potassium ion homeostasis; potassium ion import across plasma membrane
Cellular component (GO): membrane
Molecular function (GO): sodium:potassium:chloride symporter activity
Source: RefSeq, a predicted model, not a curated record
AUGGAGUCUCUAGAAUGUUCAUCGGUUAGUGAUCUAUCCUCUGGAUAUACCUCUACUACAGAUGGGCAAGCCAUGGAUGCACCAGAAGAACAAGUACAGGAAGCUCUGAGUCACCUAAACCAGUCAAUUGAAGCCUUUAAUGCUGGACUUCAGAUGAUUCCAUGCUCCAUGGCUGGUCAGGAACAUGAAGUGUUUAAGAAUUACAGAGAGACAGAUAAUUCUUUGUCAGCUGGCAUCUGCCUAAAUCCUGCUAACCUGCCAGUGUGUAAAAAAUUGAUUGCCCACAAACAAAUGACCUACAAUUCCCUGGAUGCCAUGCCAAGGCAUGAACAUUAUGUCAACUCUGUAGCCCCCGGAAGACUGAAAAGAAGUCGUCCAUCCCUUGAUGUUCUUCGCAAUGCCAUAGUGGAUGAACAGCAAAUUGUUCCAGUCAACUUGGAUCAAGAUGUAGAAAUCUGUGACAAAGACAAGCUUGAAUUACAGGAACAGACAGAUGAGAAGAAAAAUAAGAAAAAGACUGAUGGAGGACCUGUUCGGUUUGGAUGGGUCAAGGGUGUUAUGAUCCGGUGCAUGCUAAAUAUCUGGGGAGUCAUCUUAUACUUGAGGUUACCAUGGAUUACGGCACAAGCUGGAAUAGGUCUCACGUGGCUGAUCAUUUUGAUGUCUGUGUUAGUGACAUCUAUCACCGGUUUGUCCAUUUCUGCCAUCUCUACUAAUGGAAAAGUUAAAUCAGGUGGAACGUACUUCCUCAUAUCUCGAAGCCUGGGACCAGAAUUAGGAGGUUCUAUUGGACUCAUAUUUGCAUUUGCCAAUGCAGUUGCAGUUGCCAUGCACACGGUGGGCUUUGCAGAAACAGUUAAAGAUCUCCUUAUUGAAUAUAAUGCUGUGAUUGUUGACCCUGUCAAUGAUAUCAGGAUCAUCGGUGUUAUUACCGUGACAGUUCUUCUCUUCAUUUCACUAGCUGGAAUGGAGUGGGAGGCAAAGGCACAAGUAGUGUUCUUUUUCGUCAUCAUGGUGUCUUUUGUUAGCUACCUAGUGGGGACCUUCUUACCUCCCAGUGAAGAGAAACAGUCAAAAGGAAUUUUCAGUUACCAAGGGUCAAUCUUCUUGGAAAACAUUGUUCCCAACUGGCGUGGGGAAGCUGGAACAUUUUUUGGAAUGUUUUCUAUAUUCUUUCCAUCUGCUACUGGCAUCCUUGCUGGUGCAAACAUCUCAGGGGACCUUAAGGACCCAGCCGUGGCCAUACCAAAAGGAACAUUGAUGGCCAUUUUCUGGACUACUGUGUCAUACCUUGCUAUUUCAGCUACCAUCGGAUCCUGUGUCCUCCGUGACGCCUCUGGCAUUGUAAAUGACACAAUACCUUUUAAUGAUACAGAAUGCGAGGGACUCAGCUGUCAGUUUGGCUGGGAUUUUAGUGAAUGUCGACAAAAUGAAACCUGCUUCUACGGCCUAGCAAACCAUUAUCAGGCAAUGAGUAUGGUAUCUGCAUUCAGUCCCCUCAUCACUGCUGGAAUCUUUGCAGCCACUCUGUCCUCUGCGCUGGCCUGCCUGGUGUCGGCUCCCAAAGUAUUCCAGUGUCUGUGUGAGGAUAAGCUAUACCCUUUUAUUGGAUUCUUUGGGAAAGGUUAUGGGAAGAAUAAUGAGCCUAUCCGUGGAUACCUUUUGGCUUUUUUUAUUGCCAUUGCAUUUAUCCUUAUUGCUGAGCUAAACACAAUCGCCCCCAUUAUUUCCAAUUUCUUUUUGUGCUCCUAUGCCCUUAUCAACUUUAGCUGCUUCCAUGCGUCCAUCACCAAUUCUCCAGGAUGGCGGCCAUCAUUCCGUUACUACAGCAAGUGGACCUCCCUUUUUGGUGCUGUGGUGUCAGUGGUUAUUAUGUUUCUCCUCACAUGGUGGGCAGCUAUCAUUGCUGUCGGGAUCAUUGUCAUACUCCUAGGUUAUGUUACCUACAAAAAGCCAGAUGUGAACUGGGGAUCUUCUGUGCAGGCCGGAGCUUACAGUAUGGCACUUACUUACAGUGUGAGCCUGACUGGAGUACAAGAACAUGUUAAGAACUUUAGGCCACAGUGUCUUGUACUGACCGGACCCCCCAAUUUCCGUCCUGCCCUGGUUGACUUUGUCAGUUCUCUAACAAAGAAUACAAGUUUGAUGAUCUGUGGGAAUGUUGUUACUGACUCAGACAAGGUACCAGACUCAGAGGGACACCUCCGGUGGUUAAAUACUAGAAAAGUGCGAUCAUUUUACAGUGUGAUUCAGGAAAGGACAUUAGGAGCUGGAGCCAAAAGUCUUAUGCAGGUCUCUGGUCUUGGUCGUCUAAAGCCAAACACUGUGGUUCUGGGUUAUAAGAGUAACUGGCAAAGCGUUCCAGGGCAGUGCUUAGAAGAAUAUGUGGGCAUCAUUAACGACGCCUUUGACUUUCAGUUUGGUGUGUGUAUUCUACACCUAAGGGAUAGUCUUGAUGUGUCCCAGAAGAUGCAGGGGCAAUAUAACUUAGCAUUCCAGGAUUCAGAUGAUGAAGUCAUAUCCGACAAAGAAACAGAAAACGAGACUCCCACUAUGGUGCCAGAGAUUAUAACUCAAACUAACACUGAAUUCCAGGGCCACAAGGGCAAGAAAAGCAUCCAUAUUUACUGGUUGUAUGAUGAUGGAGGUCUCACCCUUCUCAUCCCUUACUUACUGACUCGGAGAAAACGUUGGUGCCAAUGCAAAGUACGAAUCUACAUAAGAGGAACAACAGAGAAUGCAGAAGAAGAGAGAAAAGAAAUGCAGAUACUGCUAGAAAAAUUCAGGUUGGGAUUCCAAGAUGUUGUAGUGCUUACAGACAUUGACCAAAAGCCCCAUCCCAAAAACAUGCAGUUUUUUGAGGACCUCAUUGCUCCAUAUAUUAUUGAUGACCAGAGGGAGAAUAGACUAGAGAGUCCUCCUUGGAGUAUCAGUGAAAAUGACCUUCUAAACCACACAGCCAAGUCUGAACGAUAUGUCAGAAUAAAUGAGAUCCUCCAGCAAAACUCUCAAGAUGCUGCUCUUAUCGCAAUAAGCCUUCCGAUUGGCAUCAAAUCAGCCUGUCCCAGUUCUCUCUACAUGGCCUGGCUUCAAAGCUUAUCUCGAGACAUUGUGCCACCAAUUGCCUUCAUCCGUGGUAAUCAGCAGGACUCGCUCACAAUAUACUGCCAAUAAUCCUGGGAGAA